AUGCUCAAUGUCAUGGACAGGAAUGAGGUUUCACCGGCGUCUGCUGCCACCAUGAAAAAGAAGGCGGUGGGCGGCAGUGGCUGCAGCCACAUCAGUGCACCCAAAGCUGCAGCGUCCAAAUGCACAAGAAGUAACAGCAGCCAGAAGUGUCUGGACUCCGGUUCUCCAGGCGCACCGAGCGCUAAGCAGCCCGGUGUGGCCAGCAACAUCGUGAUGGACGAGACCGAGGACGGAGAAGAGGAGUCCAAGUUUCAGCAUCCGCGGUUGCGCCGAGCCGGGGGGAGCGGCAGUGGUGGAGGAGGAGGAGGAGGAGGAGGUGGCAGUAUCAGGAUGAAGAACUUUACGCCAGGAGGGGGAGCCGCGUCCUCGGCUUCCAGGAGAAACUCCAACAAGGAGCCCUGCCUUAUGCACACAGAGGACGCUCCUGCCGCCCCACGGCCCACUGCUUCCUCCAGAGCUACCCAGACCCAGACACCCUGUCCGGGCGAUGCUGCCCAGCGCAGAGAGACCAGCAGAGCAUCUGGGGCGGAGGCGUCGGCAUCAGCGGUCGCGGUAGAGGCUUUAAACGCGACAACGGGUGAUGGUUGCAACAGCGUCGCACCAAUUUCCAGCAUGAAAUGCAACAAAAACGGAGAAUGCAGGAGGGACUCGGGUACCGGGAGCCUGCGCUCAAUCAUCUCCAAGCAGGAGAAGCAGACAGGAGGGUCGGGGAGGGCCGAGGACGGAGGGAGCGCCAAGCGAGGAGCCUGUAACUCGACCACCGCAAGCAUGGACGGCUCAAUCACACCAGGCGGGUCUCUAGCCGGAGGGCACGGAGGAGAGAGUGUAAACCCCGGCACUACCCCCGUGUCCAGCGGUGUCCCCGAGAAAAAGGACUCCAAGGUGUCCUUCUCUAACGCACCAAGCCGGAAAGCCUCGUCCUCUCUGCAUGGCCCGACCCAGACCCAGCAGCCCAGGAACUCUGUCACUUUCCAGAAGCCGGAGGAUGGACCGCCAAUUGUACCCGCCGAGGAUGCGGAACCUCGGGGCAGCCAAGCCAGCUUCAUGCAGCGGCAGUUUAGUAGUAUGCUGCAGCCUGGAGUUAACAAAUUCUCCUUACGCAUGUAUGGUAGUCAAAAAGCAGUGGAGAGAGAGCAAGAGAGGGUAAAAUCAGCUGGAAAUUGGAUUAUCCACCCUUACAGCGAUUUCAGGUUCUACUGGGAUUUCACAAUGCUGCUAUUUAUGGUGGGCAACUUGAUCAUCAUCCCCGUGGGCAUCACCUUCUUCAAGGAUGAGACCACGACGCCCUGGAUCAUCUUCAAUGUGGUCUCCGACACUUUCUUCCUCAUGGAUCUGGUGCUCAACUUUCGCACUGGAAUCAUCAUUGAGGACAAUUCUGACAUCAUUUUGGACCCUAAAACCAUUAAGAAAAAGUACCUAAAGACUUGGUUCAUUGUGGACUUUAUCUCCUCCAUCCCAGUGGAUUACAUAUUCCUCAUAGUGGAGAAAGGGAUUGACUCGGAGGUGUACAAGACUGCUCGAGCCCUGAGGAUCGUCCGCUUCACCAAGAUCCUAAGUCUUCUGAGGCUGUUGAGGCUCUCCAGAUUAAUUCGCUACAUUCACCAAUGGGAAGAGAUCUUCCAUAUGACCUAUGACCUUGCCAGUGCAGUGAUGCGGAUCUUUAAUCUGAUUGGUAUGAUGCUGCUGCUGUGUCACUGGGAUGGCUGCCUACAGUUCCUGGUUCCCAUGCUGCAGGACUUCCCCUCAGACUGCUGGGUUUCCCUCAACAAAAUGGAGAAUGAUACCUGGUCCGAGCUUUACUCCUUUGCUGUGUUCAAGGCAAUGAGCCACAUGCUGUGCAUCGGUUAUGGCCGGCAGGCCCCGGAAAGUCUAUCAGAUAUCUGGCUCACCAUGCUGAGUAUGAUUGUAGGAGCCACUUGCUAUGCUGUUUUUAUUGGCCAUGCAACAGCUCUUAUCCAAUCCUUGGACUCGUCCAGACGCCAGUAUCAGGAAAAGUACAAACAAGUGGAGCAGUAUAUGUCCUUCCACAAGCUGCCUGCUGACUUCCGACAGAAAAUCCAUGACUAUUAUGAGCACAGAUAUCAGGGCAAGAUGUUUGAUGAGGAGAGCAUCCUGGGAGAACUCAGCGAGCCUCUAAGAGAGGAAAUUGUUAACUUCAACUGUCGCAAGCUGGUGGCUUCCAUGCCACUGUUUGCCAACGCAGAGCCAAAUUUUGUGACCGCGAUGCUGACCAAGCUGCGUUUUGAAGUAUUCCAGCCACAUGACUACAUUAUAAGGGAGGGCACCAUUGGGAAGAAAAUGUACUUCAUCCAGCAUGGAGUCUGCAGCGUCAUCACUAAGGGCACCCUUGCAAUGAAACUCUCUGAUGGCUCAUAUUUUGGAGAGAUCUGUCUGUUGACGAGGGGUCGGCGAACAGCCAGUGUCCGAGCAGAAACUUACUGUCGACUCUACUCUCUCUCUGUUGACCACUUCAAUGAGGUGCUGGAAGAGUAUCCCAUGAUGAGAAGAGCCUUUGAGACUGUUGCUAUUGACCGUCUUGACCGCAUAGGUAAAAAGAACUCCAUCUUAAUGCACAAGGUUCAGCAUGAUCUCAACUCUGGUGUCUUCAACAACCAGGAGAACGAGAUGAUCCAGGAGAUUGUGAAGUAUGACCGUGAAAUGGUGAAGCUGGUGGACCUGCAGCGGCCACGGGCCAUGUCUAUGACCCCGUCCAUCGGUGGUAUCUUUGCUCCUCCUGGCCAGUCGCAGACAGGCUCUGCUAUCGCCACCCUCCAGCAGGCUGUGGCUAUGAGCUUUUGUCCCCAGAUGGCAAGUCCUUUGGUCGGUCCAGGCACUCUGCAGUCUCCCCGUAUGGUGCGAAGAUUUCAGGUGAUGCAGAACCUCGCCAGCCCAGUCUCCAUGUCUCCUCUUCAGUCUCAACCCCCUCAGACACUUGGAGGGAUGUUUGGAUCUGCAAUCUCCAGCCCACCUGUCCAAAGCCCGCUCGCAGCUUCAGGACGGACUUUCCAGUACAUGGCAAGCGCAGGACCCUCUGGAUCCCAGUUGUCCCUAGUACAGCACCAUGCACCCAGCCCAACACAGACCCAGCAGAGGCCUGCCUCACACAAGAGCACCCACUCCCUUCAUGCAGGCAGCUUGAGCCAGGAUACCCGUGCCCUGUCUGCCUCCCAGCCUUCACUCCCCCAGGAGGGAACACCACAAGCUGCCUCUGCAGCCCCCAGCCCUCCACCCUCCACGCGCACCUCCAACACCUCCAUUGGCCCCGCUCAGCCCUCUCACCCCAGCCUGCCCGGGCCCUCAGGGGUCGGGAGAUCAGCUGGUGCGCAACAGAGGGUGGCCUUUGCCUCCACACCUCCUCCCGGUGGACCAGCUGCAGCAGGGGCAGUAGCAGCAGCUGGAUCAGGACCUCCAGACUCUGGAGUUCCCAAGAAAGAUUCAAUUGUCAGCCUUCCAGAGCUAGACUCUGCCAGAUCCCGGCUGUCUUCCAACUUGUGA
Scomber japonicus (chub mackerel) is the source of this 3495-nucleotide messenger RNA. Its product is annotated as potassium/sodium hyperpolarization-activated cyclic nucleotide-gated channel 2-like. The transcript has 8 exons. Gene Ontology annotation, molecular function: voltage-gated potassium channel activity. Gene Ontology annotation, biological process: transmembrane transport; potassium ion transport. The coding region runs from base 1 to 3495 and encodes 1164 amino acids. The record is from RefSeq and is a predicted model, not a curated record. Gene Ontology annotation, cellular component: membrane. NCBI's taxonomy places the organism in Eukaryota, Metazoa, Chordata, Actinopteri, Scombriformes, Scombridae.